CAUAUCUCUUUUUGCAUUCGCUUUCCAUCUUUCUUGUUCCUAACCACAUAAAUUGAGUCUGAUUGUUACCCACCGACAAAGAGGAAUUGAAUCUCAAUUUUAACACCCAAAACCGAAACCAAAUUCAAUUCCCAAAUUUGUAUCCAAGAAUUUGAUCCACAACAUGUGUCUGUCUCAGAUUUUGAAUCUUUGAUCGAUGUGGGUCGCAUUCUAAAAACCACACUUUGAAACUUCGACCUUGACAGCAAACCAAGGACGCAAAUUUGUCGAUGAAUGAGUGUUACUAUUGACGUGGGCCCUCAUCAUCUUCGUAUCGGUGCUGGUGCAAUCCGUACAUGGCGGCUCCGAGAAAUCUGGCGGGGGACGCGGGGAGGCUGCCGAGGGACGAGGAGAAUGCCAAGGAGGACGAUUGGUCAACCGGCAAGAAGCUCAAGUCCGAAAGGUUUCCGCUUUCGCGGUGGGAGCUCGCGGCGGCUCUCGCCGUUGUCUUGGUCUUCUCUACCGGCCUCUCCUGUGUCUACUUGACCAUGCCCGCCGCCGAGUACGGUAAACUCAAGCUGCCCCGCACCAUUGUCGAUCUUCGCCUUCUCAAAGACAAUCUGGCAACAUAUGCCAAUGAUUAUCCAGCACAAUUUAUUCUGGGUUACUGCUCUACUUACAUCUUCAUGCAGACUUUUAUGAUUCCUGGGACAAUUUUUAUGUCAUUGCUAGCUGGAGCUCUUUUUGGUGUAAUCAGGGGCCUUAUCUUGGUUGUCUGCAACGCAACAGCUGGAGCGUCAUCCUGCUUCUUUUUGUCUAAGUUAAUUGGAAGGCCUUUUGUUAGUUGGUUUUGGCCAGAAAAGUUGAGAUUUUUUCAGGCAGAGAUUGCAAAGCGUAGGGAAAAGCUGCUAAAUUACAUGCUUUUUCUUAGGAUAACUCCAACCUUGCCGAACCUAUUCAUCAACUUGGCAUCUCCAAUUGUUGAUAUACCGUUUCAUAUUUUCUUUCUGGCGACUUUUAUUGGACUUAUUCCAGCAUCUUAUAUCACAGUCAGAGCUGGCCUUGCUCUGGGAGAUCUCAAUUCAGUCAAGGAUCUCUAUGACUUUAAAACUUUGUUUGUGCUAUUCCUCAUUGGCUCUUUGAUUAUAUUUCCAACCGUUUUGAAGAGGAAGCGAAUCUACGAAUGAAAGUUCUGGUGGUGAGGAACCCCCAUUCCAUGCUUCUGUCAAAAAGGGGGGCGUAUGUAGUCUCAACGCUAAGUAGUGCAAAUGUUACAAAGUUUUCCAGUACCAAAGGGGAGUGUCUGUUUAUCAAUAUAGGCUCCUCAAAGCAUUCUUUACUAGGUAAUGCAUUAUUACGGAGUUCAAAUGAAGUUCCGGAAGCUGCUGUGCAAUAUUAUUUAUGAAUUUAUCAUUGCUUUGGGCUCAUGUAACAUUGAUAGUCCUUGUAAAAUAACAAAGUAUUCAGAAAGUUGUGGAGCUAUAUUGUUUUUCCGAUGGCGGUUGCCCUUUCGUUUUUGUUACUUGGCUACAUGGUUAACCGGUUCAGGGCCAGCGGAAGUUUGAUAAAGUGUUUUGAGUUUUAAGUUGUAACUGAUUGCAAUGAGGUUUGAAAUGGGAUUGGAGAAAUUUUUGUA
Molecule: messenger RNA, 1615 nt
Organism: Malus domestica (apple)
Lineage: Eukaryota; Viridiplantae; Streptophyta; Magnoliopsida; Rosales; Rosaceae
Cellular component (GO): endoplasmic reticulum
Source: RefSeq, a predicted model, not a curated record